AUGGUCGCCGAAACGAAACUCUACGAUGCCUUAGGCGUGUCGCCGACGGCUACUCAAGAUGAAAUCAAGAAGGCUUACAGGAAGGCCGCCCUGAAGUGGCACCCUGACAAGAACAAAGACAACCCUAGCGCAUCCGAGAAAUUCAAGGAAGUGUCACAAGCCUACGAAGUCCUCUCAGAUCCCGAGAAACGAAAGGUAUACGACCAGUAUGGCCUGGAGUUCCUGCUACGGGGAGGUGCACCACCACCAGAAGGUGCAGAGGGUGGCAUGCCUGGAGGAGGCUUCCCAGGCGGUAUGCCUGGGGGAUUUCAAGGCUUCGGUGGCAUGCCAGGUGGUGGCGCCCGCAGCUUCCACUUCAGCACAGGUGGUGGACGCGGGGGCUUCUCAUUCUCAGACCCUGAAGACAUCUUCAGCUCCUUUACCAGUGGCGGCGGCGGCGGUGGUCUCGACCAAGAAGAUUUCAUCAACAAUGUCUUUCGACAAUCAGGUGGCAACCGGAGAGGAACAGGCAACUUCCGGCCUCCACGACCGCAAACGCCUGAAGUCACCGUCUUGGAGAAAGACCUCCCGAUUUCGCUAGAGGAAUUAUACAAAGGCUGCCAAAAGAAGAUGAAGGUCAAGCGUAAGAUCUUCGAUCCCGCAACUGGCCAACGCCGCACUGAAGACAAGAUAUUGGAAAUGACCAUUAAACCUGGUCUCAAAGCCGGAUCAAAGAUCAAAUUCCCUGGAGUCGGGGACCAAACCGAGGAAGGCGGUACCCAGGACCUCCAUUUCAUCAUUAAAGAAAAGCCGCAUCCGACCCUCCAGCGGCGAGACAACGACCUCGUCAUGAAACUUGACGUAGACCUGAAGGACGCCCUGACUGGCUGGUCGAAGGCUGUUACCACGAUUGACGGCAGGCAAUUGCCCGUCAGAGGAGCUGGUCCUACUGCCCCCGGCUAUCAAGAAAGGUUUCCUGGUCUCGGCAUGCCAAUAAGCAAGAAGCCGGGCGAGAAGGGCGACUUCGUCGUGGAGAUUAACGUUGUCUUCCCUAAAUCGCUGACCGCGGCACAAAAAGCAAAGAUCAAGGAAGCGCUACCCUGA
Cyphellophora europaea CBS 101466 is the source of this 1083-nucleotide messenger RNA. RefSeq lists its product as uncharacterized. The transcript has a single exon. Gene Ontology annotation, cellular component: cytosol. Gene Ontology annotation, molecular function: protein-folding chaperone binding. The record is from RefSeq and is a predicted model, not a curated record. NCBI's taxonomy places the organism in Eukaryota, Fungi, Ascomycota, Eurotiomycetes, Chaetothyriales, Cyphellophoraceae. Gene Ontology annotation, biological process: translational initiation. The coding region runs from base 1 to 1083 and encodes 360 amino acids.